UAUAGCUGGGCAGUUGAAAUGUGAAGGGUCACAAUGGCAGGAUAAAUACAAGGGUCAGCAGGCUGAAGGGCUGUCGCAGACGAACGCCAGAUCUUCUCCUCGCUCUCCUCCUAAACUCAAAGAGUCAGGAUGCCUCACGCAUACCCUUUCCUCACUCCUGAGCAGAAGAAGGAGCUCAGUGAUAUCGCUCAGAGGAUCGUCGCUCCCGGCAAGGGCAUUCUUGCUGCAGACGAGUCCACCGGCAGCGUGGCAAAGCGCUUCCAGAGCAUCAAUGCUGAGAACACUGAGGAGAACAGAAGGCUGUACCGCCAGCUCCUCUUCACCGCUGAUGACCGUGUCAACCCUUGCAUUGGUGGCGUCAUCCUCUUCCACGAGACCAUGUACCAGAAGACUGAUGAUGGCAAAUCCUUCGCUGACUACCUCAAGGCAAGAGGCAUGGUAGUAGGCAUCAAGGUUGACAAAGGCGUUGUCCCGCUGGCAGGAACCAAUGGCGAGACAACCACCCAGGGUCUUGAUGGACUCUAUGAGCGCUGUGCCCAGUACAAGAAGGAUGGUGCUGACUUUGCUAAGUGGCGUUGUGUGCUGAAGAUCACCCCCACCACCCCUUCACGCCUGGCCAUCAUUGAGAAUGCCAACGUUCUGGCCCGUUAUGCCAGCAUCUGCCAAAUGCAUGGUAUCGUACCUAUUGUUGAGCCUGAGAUCCUCCCUGAUGGUGACCACGACCUGAAGCGCUGCCAGUACGUUACAGAAAAAGUCCUGGCGGCUGUUUACAAGGCCCUCUCUGACCAUCAUGUUUACCUGGAGGGUACCUUGCUCAAGCCCAACAUGGUUACCGCUGGGCAUUCCUGCUCACACAAGUACAGCUCCCAGGAGCUUGCCAUGGCAACUGUAACUGCCUUGCGCCGCACCGUGCCACCUGCAGUCCCCGGUAUCACCUUCCUGUCUGGUGGCCAGAGUGAGGAGGAGGCUUCCGUUAACUUGAACGCAAUGAACCAGUGCCCUCUGCACAGGCCCUGGGCCCUGACUUUCUCAUUUGGCCGUGCUCUGCAGGCCUCCGCACUCAAAGCCUGGGGUGGCAAGAAGGAGAAUGGAAAAGCAUGCCAAGAGGAGUACAUUAAGAGAGCUCUGGCAAACAGCCAGGCCUGCCAGGGCAAAUAUGUUUCCACUGGAAGCAGUGCUGCUGGUGGGGAGUCCCUCUUUGUUGCAAACCAUGCUUAUUAAGCAAGGACACUCACUGAUAUCCUUUACACGUCCUUCCCAGUAUCACAUCACCACAGAAAAUAACAUGUCUGCCUAGGCAAUGCCUUUGAAACUGUCUCUCUGCUACUGGACAACAUCAUUCUUGGGCAAAAGUGAAAGAUGGAAACCUCUUCCUUGAGGUUGCUACAGCUUGAAGAUUCUGACAAAAUGUUCUGCCUCCAUUCCCUUAUCUUUUAAACACCUUUUUCCAAAGUGAAGUUUCCCACGUUUUUACACAAUUC
Thalassophryne amazonica is the source of this 1481-nucleotide messenger RNA. RefSeq names its product aldolase a, fructose-bisphosphate, b (gene aldoab). Gene Ontology annotation, cellular component: cytosol. Lineage: Eukaryota; Metazoa; Chordata; Actinopteri; Batrachoidiformes; Batrachoididae. The record is from RefSeq and is a predicted model, not a curated record. The transcript is spliced from 7 exons. The coding region runs from base 130 to 1221 and encodes 363 amino acids. Gene Ontology annotation, biological process: fructose 1,6-bisphosphate metabolic process; glycolytic process. Gene Ontology annotation, molecular function: fructose-bisphosphate aldolase activity.